AUGCCGCACAUCCUGAAAAACCCGGACGGAACUGUCAACUUGGACGCCGUCAAGAAGGAGACCGACUUUCUCAAGGGAAAGUACGCUCAGAACGCAGAGAACGCCAAAAGGAACGCUGCCCGCGAGCAAGAGCUCAAACAGGCUUCUUCAGACACCCAUGCUCCUCAAGCACCCCAGGUCAGUCACGGCGACAUUGUGCCCCCCAAGGCUGGAUCCUCGCAGUAG
Messenger RNA from Sporisorium graminicola, 225 nucleotides. RefSeq lists its product as uncharacterized. The transcript has 2 exons. Lineage: Eukaryota; Fungi; Basidiomycota; Ustilaginomycetes; Ustilaginales; Ustilaginaceae. Bases 1 to 225 code for a protein of 74 amino acids. The record is from RefSeq and is a predicted model, not a curated record.